GGGCUCAAGGGCUGUCCCACCACUCUGAGCUUGGGGUCUUGAGGGGCGGCGACCCCUGCCAGGCUCCCCUGGGGUUCAGAGGGAGGGGGGAUCCCAGGAGGGUUCCGAGCUCAGACAGGAGUCUCUCUGUCUCUGUCUCUCUCUCUCAGUCUGUCUUUUUGUCUCUUUCUCUCUCCCUCUCCCUCCCUCUGUCUCUCUCAGUCUGUCUCUCUCUCUCUCUCUCUCUCUCUCACACACACACACACACACACACAUCCAUGGGGAGUCACCCCCACCCUGGGUUCCAGAGAACCACAUCCGCUGGGUACCGGCUCCCCUCCACCAGGCCGUCCGCCUUACACACCCCCACUGCCCGGAGUGGCCCCGCAGUGGGCAGGGGUCUCGCUGGCGGUCGCCAAGCCCCCCAGGCCCCCGGAACUGAUGGUGUGCAGCAGGAUCAACUGUGGAGGGAGCUCCUGGAGGCCGAGAGACGGGGCCAGCGGCGCUGGGCUCAGAACUGGAGUUUCUUGAAAGACUAUGAUCCCCUGGGCGAGAAGAAGGCGCCUGUGACGUUGCCGGAGAACGUGCCUUUCUUUUCCGACGCAGUCCCCAGUUCCACGAACCAGGUUGUGGGCAGCAGGGUGGACACGCCCCUGGGGCAAACCCUCAUCGGCAUGGACUUCUUCUUCGUGGAGGGGGUCCGGAAGAAGAAGCUGGAAGCCGAGCUGCAGCCCGUGUAAGGAGGAGGAGGGCCAGGGCCGGCGGGCCUGCCCCCAGGUGGGUGUGCGAGUGGCGCGGGGUGGCCGCGGCCCGGGUCAACCGCCCACGCGUGUCAACCGGCCCCGCCUUCCCUCCCGCGCGGCCCUUCCGAGUGCCGCACUGGCCCAUUUUCACACACGAGAUCAGAAGGACUCCAGGGACCCGCCCAGGGUCAUAGAGCAGGCGGCGGUUGGGACUCCCUCGCGAGGCCGGUGACGGGCCCUGUGUGGCGUUGAACAGGUUGUUCGAACCCUCCGUGCCUCCAUUUCCCCACCUGUAGCCCGGUGCGUUUGUUUCCCCUUAACGAAUGGCCACCCAGCGAGUGACAGAAAACAGCACAUAUGUAUGAUCUCGCCGCGCUGGGCGUGCCCGGGCCUGGUUUGUUUCUGGAGGCCAAAGGCCUCUUGCGGGUAGGGUAACAUAUCCGAGGGCCCCAGGGAUUAAGACAUGGGCGCCACCGGUGGGCCAGGUUUUCUGCCACCACACACAGAGGUAAUAAAAGUACUGAUUUUAUAAGGUUGAAAUGAGCUUCCGAUGGCCUGAGGGUGUGUUUGCGGAGGACGCCCCUCUUUCGGGAGGGAGAGUAGCAUCCCAGCGAACCAUCCAGGGAAGAUGCGGGUCCCCACACAGGGGCCGCGGAGAGGUCAGCUCCCGGGUCAG
Messenger RNA from Herpailurus yagouaroundi (jaguarundi), 1398 nucleotides. RefSeq names its product ciliary microtubule inner protein 5 (gene CIMIP5). NCBI's taxonomy places the organism in Eukaryota, Metazoa, Chordata, Mammalia, Carnivora, Felidae. The record is from RefSeq and is a predicted model, not a curated record. The transcript has 3 exons. Bases 258 to 719 code for a protein of 153 amino acids.